ACGCCCUGCCUUAAACACGGCGGGUCCGGUGGCGGCGGCUCCCGGCGGGUCCCUCUCACGGACGAGGUCGGGAGGUCUCGGGAUCCCGGGCCUCUCCCCGUGGGUCGUGGGGAAGGAUCACCACAGGGCCGAGCUUGCGCUGGCCGCCGCGACUCAAGACGCGCGAGGCACGCUAGGAGUUGUAGUCCCGCCGCUCGCCGCGGCCCCGCCCCGAACACGGAAGUGCGCGAGGCCACAGGCGGAGGCGGCUCUAAGAUGGCGUCGCCUCCUCAGGGGGGCCCGAUGGCCAUCGCCAUGCGGCUGCGGAACCAGCUCCAGGCCGUUUACAAGAUGGACCCGCUGCGGAACGAGGAGGAGGUGAAGGUGAAGAUGAAGGAGCUCAACGAGCACAUCGUGUGUUUCCUGUGCGCCGGGUACUUCAUCGACGCCACCACCAUCACCGAGUGCCUGCACACCUUCUGCAAGAGCUGCAUCGUGAAGUACCUGCAGACCAGCAAGUACUGCCCCAUGUGCAACACCAAGAUCCACGAGACGCAGCCGCUGCUCAACCUCAAACUGGACAGGGUCAUGCAGGACAUCGUCUACAAGCUGGUGCCUGGCCUGCAGCACAGUGAGGAGAAGCGGAUCCGGGAGUUCUACCAGUCCCGAGGCCUGGACCGUGUGACACAGCCCAGCGGUGACGACACGGUGGGGGGUGACCCCAUGGGGCUCCCCUACAGCACCUUUGACCACUCGCGCGCCCACUAUUUCCGCUACGACGAGCACGUCUCGCUCUGCCUGGAGAAACUGAGCUCGAGCAAGGACAAGAGUAAGGCCAUGCUGCAGCAGAAAUACGUGAGGUGCUCGGUGCGGGCACAGAUCCGACACCUGCGGAGGGUCCUGUGCCACCGGCUGGGGCUGUCCCUGCAGCACGUGCAGAUCCUGUUUGACAACGAGCCCCUCCCCGACCACAUGACGAUGAAGCAGCUCUGGCUCUCACGCUGGUUUGGCAAGCCUGCGCCCCUCCUGCUGCACUACAGCAUCAAGGACAAGAGGAGGUAGGGGUGGGGGGUGGGCACUGCCCCCCAGUGCAGCCCUGCUCCCGCCCCCCACCCCCAUAACUUAUACCCCUCUUUGAAUUUAUUUUUGGAAUAAAAUUGUGGAAAAGCC
Molecule: messenger RNA, 1149 nt
Organism: Pyrgilauda ruficollis (rufous-necked snowfinch)
Lineage: Eukaryota; Metazoa; Chordata; Aves; Passeriformes; Passeridae
Gene: PCGF1
Product: polycomb group ring finger 1
Exons: 9
Coding region: 256-1041 (261 amino acids)
Biological process (GO): negative regulation of transcription by RNA polymerase II
Cellular component (GO): PRC1 complex
Molecular function (GO): promoter-specific chromatin binding
Source: RefSeq, a predicted model, not a curated record